GAAACCGUGCCGCGCUACGUUCAUAUCAUUUCAGGACAGUGCAGAUUUGGGACGAAAUCGUAAAACCAUGAAGUACCUAUUGACGAUCGUUAUUCUCGUGAUUGCUGCCUCGAUCAUCAAGGCAGAAACAUACAAAGUCACCGAUCAGGUGUACUUUGAUAUUAUGAUUGGUAAUAAUCCAGUUGGAAGAAUUGUUAUUGGCUUGUUCGGCGGAAUCGCGCCAAAAACGGUAAAAAACUUUAUCACUCUUGCUACCACUGGCGUAGAGGGAAAAAAGUAUGAGGGGACUAAAUUUCAUCGCGUGAUAAAGAAAUUCAUGAUACAAGGUGGCGAUGUCGAAAAUGGCGACGGUACUGGCUCCAUCAGUAUGUAUGGCAAAUAUUUUGACGAUGAGAAUUUUGAGGUAAAGCACAGCGGACCGUUGUUUGUCAGCAUGGCAAAUGCUGGAAAAAACACCAACGGCUGUCAAUUUUUUAUCACCACCAUAGCAACACCUUGGCUAGAUGACCACCACACAGUGUUUGGAAAAGUGGUCAGCGGUGAAGAUGUGGUCUUCAAAAUCGAACAGACAAAAACGGAUAACGAUGACGUUCCACUAGUGCCUGUAGUAAUUUACAACAGUGGAAUUCUCCCAACACAAGAAUAUACUAUAUCAGACAAUCCUUACGAUGCAUGGGCGUGGAUCAAAGCGACUUGCAUUCCAUUGGGAUUCAGCUUCUCGAUUCUCGCGAUUUUUCAUUACAUAAUGAAACAACUGGAUGUCUAAGCGAUAAUAUUUUAAUACUAAAGACUGAUUUAAAUUGAAAUAAUAGAUUUAUGCUCUUAUUUUAUCCAGAAAUCUUAUACUUAUUUUUUAUAAAGAACUAUGUACAAAGUAAUUGUACACAUUGUAUAUAAUUAUAUAUAAUUCUCAUAAUAAAUUUACGUUACAUGUGUAGCUGAUAUGUAAUGUAAGUACGCUUCUUCAAUAACACAAGAUAAGACACAUCAGACGCCAUCUCUGGUGAAGGCCAACGGUAUAGUAGACAUGGGCUGCUUGAUUUAUCUUGUAACAAUUUAAUUUUAUAAUAUUUAAUAAUAUAAAAAAUAUAACAUUAUAUUUCCUGA
Cataglyphis hispanica is the source of this 1107-nucleotide messenger RNA. RefSeq names its product peptidyl-prolyl cis-trans isomerase 6-like. Bases 68 to 766 code for a protein of 232 amino acids. NCBI's taxonomy places the organism in Eukaryota, Metazoa, Arthropoda, Insecta, Hymenoptera, Formicidae. The transcript has 5 exons. Gene Ontology annotation, cellular component: intracellular membrane-bounded organelle. The record is from RefSeq and is a predicted model, not a curated record. Gene Ontology annotation, molecular function: peptidyl-prolyl cis-trans isomerase activity. Gene Ontology annotation, biological process: protein peptidyl-prolyl isomerization; protein folding.